Messenger RNA from Vigna angularis (adzuki bean), 3330 nucleotides. RefSeq names its product ABC transporter C family member 3. Gene Ontology annotation, biological process: transmembrane transport. Gene Ontology annotation, molecular function: ABC-type transporter activity; ATP binding; ATP hydrolysis activity. Bases 181 to 3000 code for a protein of 939 amino acids. The record is from RefSeq and is a predicted model, not a curated record. The transcript has 10 exons. Gene Ontology annotation, cellular component: plant-type vacuole; vacuolar membrane. Lineage: Eukaryota; Viridiplantae; Streptophyta; Magnoliopsida; Fabales; Fabaceae.
CACUCAAUUUCCACUCUUUAUAACCUCAAACACUUUGAACUCCCAUUUUUUUCAAGCACAGACCACAUUUUCAUGUUCAGAACAUUCAGCAAAUUUUGUUUUUCAUCUUCAUUUUAAGUACCAUGUUGUCUUUUUCCUUACCCCUUUCCAACAGUGUUCUCCUCCAACCCGUUUUCCUUCAUGGCUUAUCCGGAUUCUUCCACCUUCUGUUGCUCAUCGCGGUUUCACUGUCAUGGGUUUGGAAGAAACUCACAACACGUAUCAGGGAUGAUUCGGAGGAGAAACACGACAACAUCCUCUUCGAAACAUGACUUACCCUCUGAUGUUGUAGAGAAGCUUCCCCGGGGAAGUUCUGAUACAGCAAUUGAACUAGUUGAUGGAAACUUUUCUUGGGAAUUAUCUAACCCAACACUGCAAAAUAUAAAUCUUAAAGUUUUUAAUGGGAUGAAGGUUGCAGUUUGUGGCACUGUUGGAUCAGGCAAAUCUACUUUACUUUCUUGUGUAUUGGGAGAAGUACCUAAAAUAUCAGGCAUCCUUAAGGUUUGUGGAACAAAGGCCUAUGUUACUCAAUGUCCAUGGAUACAAAGUGGCAAGGUUGAGGAUAAUAUAUUGUUUGGUAAACAAAUGGAUAGGGAAAAAUACGAGAAGGUACUUGAAGCGUGUUCCCUGAAGAAGGAUCUGGAGAUUUUGCCAUUUGGUGAUCAGACAAUCAUAGGAGAGCGUGGAAUAAAUUUGAGUGGUGGACAAAAACAAAGAAUACAAAUCGCACGUGCACUUUACCAAGAUGCUGAUAUAUAUCUAUUUGAUGAUCCUUUCAGUGCUGUGGAUGCUCACACGGGCUCUCACCUCUUCAAGGAAUGCUUGUUAGGCCUUUUAAGUUCAAAAACAGUGGUUUAUGUCACUCAUCAAGUCGAGUUCUUACCUGCUGCUGACCAUAUAUUGGUUAUGAAAGAUGGGAAAAUUACUCAAUGUGGAAAGUAUACUGAUUUGCUUAGUUAUGGAACUGAUUUUAUGGAACUUGUUGGUGCACACAAAAAAGCUCUGUCUACUCUAGAUUCAUUGGAUGGAGAAAAUGUAUCUAAUGAAAUAAGCACCUUGGAACAAGAUGUAAAUGUCUUUGGCACGCAAGGUUCUAAAGAAGAGGAGGCAAGUAAAGAUAGACAAAAUGGCAAAACAAACGAAAGUGAACAAAAAGGUCAGUUUAUUCAGAAAGAAGAAAGGGUGAAAGGUAAAGUUAGCUUUUCAGUUUAUUGGAAAUGUAUCACAACAGCAUAUGGAGGAGCUCUUGUACCAUUUAUAUUGUUAGCUCAGAUUCUUUUUCAAGUUCUUCAAGUUGGCAGCAAUUAUUGGAUGGCUUGGGCGACUCCCGUCUCAACAAAUGUGGAACCACCUGUUGAAGGAAUAACUCUUAUAGUAGUUUAUGUUAGUUUGGCUAUUGGAAGUUCAUCAUGCAUCCUUGCCAGAUCAAUGCUUCUUGUCACAACUGGUUAUAAAACAGCUACCAUACUCUUCACUAAAAUGCACUAUUGCAUUUUCCGUGCUCCAAUGUCAUUUUUUGAUUCCACUCCAAGUGGGCGAAUCCUUAACAGAGUUUCAACUGAUCAAAAUUCAUUGGAUACAAACAUUCCUCGUCAAAUUGCAUCAUUUUCCUUCAUUAUGAUCCAACUUCUAGGAAUUAUAGCAGUGAUGUCUCAGGCCGCAUGGCAGGUUUUCGUUGUCUUUAUACCUGUGAUUAUAGUCAGCAUUUGCUAUCAGCAAUAUUAUAUUCCAUCAGCCAGAGAACUAUCACGUUUAGUUGGAGUCUUCAAAUCCCCACUCAUACAACACUUUUCUGAAACAAUUUCUGGUACUUCAACCAUUAGAAGCUUUGAUCAGCAGUCAAGAUUUCAGGAAACAAAUAUGACACUGAGUGAUGGGUAUUCUCGGCCAAAGUUCAACAUUGCCGGUGCCAUGGAAUGGUUGUGCUUCCGCUUAGAUAUGCUGUCUUCUAUUAUAUUUGCCUUUUCCUUAAUAUUCAUAAUAUCAGUUCCACCGGGAUUCAUAGAUCCAGGCCUUGCUGGUUUAGCGGUUACAUAUGGGCUAAAUUUGAACAAUAUACAAGCUUUGAUGAUAUGGAAUCUAUGCAAAAUGGAGAGCAAAAUUAUAUCAGUAGAGAGAAUACUUCAGUAUACUUGUAUUCCUAGUGAGCCUCCCCUUGUUAUAGAUGAAAAUCAGCCAGAUUCUUCUUGGCCCUCAAAUGGCGAGGUUGAUAUACAAAAUUUGAAGGUUCGCCAUGCUCCACAUCUUCCACUUGUGUUGUGUGGUCUUACGUGCAAAUUUCAUGGAGGACUGAAAACUGGUAUUGUUGGGAGAACAGGAAGUGGUAAAUCCACACUUAUACAAACGCUUUUCCGAAUUAUUGAGCCUGCUGUUGGAAAAGUUAUGAUUGACAACAUCAACAUCUGUUCCAUUGGACUUCAUGAUUUGAGGUCUAGACUAAGCAUUAUUCCUCAGGAUCCAACAAUGUUUGAAGGGACAGUAAGAAAUAAUAUGGACCCCCUGGAAGAACACACUGAUGAAGAGAUUUGGGAGGCCUUGGAUAAGAGUCAACUUGGAGAUGAAGUUAGAAAGAAAGAAGGAAAGCUUGACUCCAAAGUUAGUGCGAAUGGUGAGAAUUGGAGUAUGGGUCAGAGACAGUUGGUCUGCCUUGGCAGGGUGCUGCUUAAGAAAAGCAAGGUUUUGGUUCUUGAUGAAGCCACUGCAUCAGUCGAUACAGCAACGGAUAAUUUGAUUCAGCAAACUCUCAGGCAACAUUUCGCUGACUCCACAGUUAUUACCAUUGCACACCGAAUAACUUCAGUUCUUGACAGUGAUAUGGUUCUGCUUCUUAGUCAAGGACUUAUUGAGGAGUAUGACACCCCAACAAAAUUGCUAGAGAAUAAGUCUUCAUCUUUUGCUCAACUUGUUGCUGAGUAUACCACGAGGUCCAAGUUCAGUUUUGAGGAAUCUGAUGAUCACUGAUUGAAAUUGAAGCAUACAGAAACAUAAUUUUUUCUUGACAAUGACGAAAAUCUGGGCGAUAACAUUGAUUUUGUGUUUUUUUCCAAGAUAAACGUAUUUCACAAAAUAGGUUUGUAAUGUGGAGGGUAAUGCCCUAGUCUCUUUACACAGGUGAAUGAAGAAAUUAUUAACAGGAAAUAUUUAUACAUAGUGAAAUAGAAAAUCAAAUUGAUUUUGGUGCAUUCCUGGUAUGUGUAGACCAAAGACAGAAUCUACCUGUUGGAGAAUAGAUAUUCUUACCAAUCACUCUCUGGGAAAAAUGCUCUUGUUCAGUGUAUGCUUAAUUGACAA